Messenger RNA from Folsomia candida, 1301 nucleotides. RefSeq names its product inactive pancreatic lipase-related protein 1. Gene Ontology annotation, molecular function: lipase activity. Lineage: Eukaryota; Metazoa; Arthropoda; Collembola; Entomobryomorpha; Isotomidae. The record is from RefSeq and is a predicted model, not a curated record. The transcript is spliced from 7 exons. Gene Ontology annotation, biological process: lipid metabolic process. The coding region runs from base 87 to 1250 and encodes 387 amino acids.
UUAAUAUUGAACUUGGUUGGUAACACAGUUGCUGCUGUAAUCAAAUAAUGUUAUCUUGGAGAUUGCAAUAACACGAUAAGACCAACAUGACAAUUAAAAUUAUGCAAUCAAACUUGAUAAGUUCAGCAUUGAGCUUUCAUUCACAGUAUUCGCCUGUUGGUUGUUUUCGGGUUAUUGCAAAUUCAGUAUCAUCACAUUUCGGAUUUCUUAGCAAAAAUGAAAAGUGUUUUAAACUUCUUCACUCACAAUUUCGGGUUUCUUGUUUGUGUCUUUUUGUACACUCUUCACCCAACUCAUGGUUCGGAGGAGAACUUAGUGUGGUUUCCAACCCAAAUGGCUCAAAUUAUCCGAUUCCAGCCAAACUCACACCUAGCUCUAAUUCAAAGCUUGGAAACGUUUCUGAUAUUCAUUUCUUCCUUUACACAAGGGAAAAUCCAUUCACCCCCGAAGAAUUAAUCGUGGGUGAUCCAUCCUCCAUAACGGAAUCAAAGUUUAUUUUGCGAGCCCCCAUAAAAAUGUUGGUAAAUGGGUUUGGCGGGAACCCCAACGAGUCUUAUAUCUGGGAUCUUCGUACAGCAUUUUUGAACAUUCCACCACCAAUGACUUUCAACGUGAUAAUAAUGGAUUGGGCGAAGUUGACGACGUCACCAGAUUAUUUUAUGGCCGUUGCGAACUGCCAGAUUGCAAGCCGACAUGCGGCAGCUCUAUUAGAUUUGUUGAUGGACGUUGGACAAGUCCACAGUUCACAUAUUCACUUAAUCGGACACAGCCUGGGGGGACACCUAGUGGGGCAAAUUGGAAAUAGGGUUACUGGAGGAAGGAUUGGACGUAUUACGGCAUCCGAUCCAGCAUUGCCGCUUUUCGACGUUGCCCACCUAGACAACAGGACGGAUCCAAGCGAUGCGGAUUUUGUGGAUGUUAUUCACACUUGUGCCAAUGGUUUCACGGCAUUUUAUGACCCACUAGGACAUGUAGAUUGGUAUCCAAAUGGCGGGAGGUAUCAGCCAGGCUGCGGUGUUGACCUCGUUUGUGACUGUUCCCACGCCAGGUCCCCAGCAUACUACAUAGAAUCUUUGAGCAGUAAUGGGGGCUUCUGGGGAAGAAAGUGUGAUAAUUUCCAGGAUUAUGAGGGUGGCCUUUGUGACUCCAAUGAGAUUCAAGUUAUGGGAGAGUACACGCCCCAUGAUGCUGAACCCGGAAUGUAUUUUUUGGACACAAAUUCAUAUUCCCCGUACGCAAUAGGCCAAUAACUCAUGUCACUGUGUUGAAAUUCUUGAAUAAAUAAAAUUACCCAGCUCAUA